CAUUCAUGGAGUAGUGAAGAAAGCAUUGACGUCUGAGGAUAUUCCUGUGAAAAGAAAAGAAAGUCAACAUCAGGCAGAAACCAUGGAAAGCUGGACCAGCCAAGAGCUUUGCCAUACUUGAACAGAAGGAAAAUUGGAGAAGAGGCAUCAUAUGGCAGUGAGUGGAAAAUCCAUCAAGCAUCAAUUUCAGCAUUCAUUUCAGUAAAGCUCCUGAAGAGCAAUUACCUACGUCAACCAUGGUAGAAAAGAAAACCAAAGCCAUACAUGUCCAUGUAUCAUCCAACAAAGCCCUGGUUUGGUGCCAGAAACCAAGUAGCUUGCAUUAGAGACCAGUGCAUGCUCCACUUUUGUAAUAACAUUCAUCAGUAUAGUAUAACAAAAUGGAAAAUUCCUCAGCGUUUUACAAGAACAGUACAGACAGUUCAGAGUUUGGGCCAAUACCUGUCUCUGUUUCAGUGAUUGUGUUCAUUGUGCUUAUCCUGUGCAUUGUUAUUGGAGGCAUAGGAAAUUUUUCCACAAUGGUAACAAUUGUAAGACUGCCUGAUCAUCCUAAAUCAUCCUACUACCUGAUUGCAAGCAUAUCAGCAACACACAGUUUACUCUGUUUCUUCGUCAUGCCAGUGCACAUGGCAUCCUUGCUUGUUGAGGACCACGAGCUUGGGGGGGGACUGUGCGACUAUUCAGCAUAUGCGGCAGCAAUCCUUACAACAACGGCAAACUUGCUCUUGUGUGCCACGGCAUUACAACGGUACAUUAGUACCAUGCACCCGAGCUGUUUUGGGAAGGUCAAGUCAUCUAAGUACACAAGGGGUAUGAUUGCGCUAUCGUAUCUUUUACCCUUGAUGUUAUUUCUUGUUAUCAAGUUUGCAGUGUUGGACGAAGCACCUGAAUACACACCUAUGGACCUGAAUUGUAAAAUAGCAACGAGCAGUCUGCUCAACUUCCUCCUGCCUGUUUUGUAUGCUCCGUCUACUCUUAUCAUGCUGUGCUCAUAUUUGAUGCUGUUCUAUAAAAUUAAGAAGAUGAGAUCCACAGUGGCACCUGUUCAGGAUAACUUGGAGGUCAGCACCCCUACACCUAUGAACGAUUACAUUGUAAAGUAUCAACUCAGACUGACAAAGACGAUUUUCCUGAUCCUCACCGAACACUGCCUGACCGCUAUAUGUCCCGGAUUCAUGUGGCUAGCAGCGGCCAACUCUGAAAGUGACCCAAGAGUACUAUCCAUCUUGGCUAUUCUCUUAAUGAGAAUGGGUCCAGUUUUUGAUGUUAUCAUUAUUUUGGUCGGAAACAAGUUUUUAAGGUUUCGAAUAAAGAAUCUGUAUGCUCACAUCUUUGGAUAUGACAGUAGUGAUCCUAAUUCUAUAAAUUGGGCGGUGUGAUUAUAUUGAAAAAAAAAAAACAACUCAUCUUUGGUCUCCAGUUAGGUACCUCACAGAGUGUAAUAUCUUUAUUAUUGAUAUUGCUUACUAAUGUAAACUAAAUGCAGAUUUUUUCUGCUUUGAUAUAAGAGUACCAUUGUUUUAAGUCCAAAAAUUAUCUAAUGUGCAAUUAGUUAAAUUUUAUUACUGCACUAGUACAUUCAACUGGGUUUUAAUGUGCCCAUGCCAAGCAGUGACAAAUGAGACUUGUCACAGUCGAUUUUUUGUUUUUGUUCUGUUUUGUAAUAUCUUUUAUUCCCUCAUCCAAGACGAUAGAUGAUACAGAAAAGUUCACAGUUCUAGGUCACUGUAAAUAAGAUAUAUAGGAAAGAAGUGUUAUUGUAAUUAUCUUUUUGCUGAGAAAAGCAUAUUGUGUUUUCAUAGGCAAGCAAUGGCCAUUAAAUUAUUUUUAUCACAUACUAUGGAUCAUUGUCAUGUACAAGUAAAAUAAUGGGGCCACUCUGUCUUACCAUUGUUAGUCUUUUUUUCCCACAUUGUAUCAUACUGACUUUGUAAGGCACAAAAAUCCAGUAAUAAUGAACUUUCAACUUAGUUCACAUCUAUAGACUAAAGCACAUUUUAUGUAUGUUUUUUGGCCAGAUCUAAUGGAAUUUUAUUUGGUUAUAUGAUCAUUUUUAUGAGCAAAUAAAAAUGUAUUUUAAAGAAUACUAAUUUCCAUUGUGGCUGUGUAUUGUUCUCUUAACAUCAAUGCUGAAU
Molecule: messenger RNA, 2135 nt
Organism: Lingula anatina
Lineage: Eukaryota; Metazoa; Brachiopoda; Lingulata; Lingulida; Lingulidae
Product: melatonin receptor type 1A-like
Biological process (GO): G protein-coupled receptor signaling pathway
Cellular component (GO): membrane
Molecular function (GO): G protein-coupled receptor activity
Source: RefSeq, a predicted model, not a curated record